Molecule: messenger RNA, 2412 nt
Organism: Saccostrea echinata
Lineage: Eukaryota; Metazoa; Mollusca; Bivalvia; Ostreida; Ostreidae
Exons: 4
Coding region: 1-2412 (803 amino acids)
Source: RefSeq, a predicted model, not a curated record
AUGGAUUUUCCUUUUACGCAAGACACUCAUUCAGAACAUGUUGAAAAGGUAGCAAGAUCAAUUCGGUACAUUUGUCCAGUCAAAACAGAUGAAUCUUUUGCACAGCCUAUACUAAUUGCCUUAGGACUUGAAGAUUUAAUAGUGAAAAUAGACUCUCUUAGUAGAAGAGUUCAACUGAUCACAGCGAAUCAAAGCCAAGAGAGAUUUAAGAAUGGAACUGUGUGUGUCUUUGAGGUUGAUGUGAGAUUGGGAAGUUAUGGCCUAGAAGUUCUGGAUAAGAAUUCCUCGAAUAAGUAUGAUUUCUUCAGAGUGAAAGACAUACCCAAAGCUAUCCUCAUACACAGCAAGUCUGUAUAUGUUGUUGACGCUAAGCUUAAAGUCUAUGAUCAUUUCAAGAGCGAAAUUCUAUCAGGCAAUAUAUUCCUUCAGCAUGUAUUUGAUGGAUAUGAAGAAAUAUCAAAGAUUUGUGCACAUCAUUCAAUUUCCACGUUUAGUGAGAAAGUAAAUGCAAUGAAAAAAAGCAUACCUGUUGGUGAUCUUCCAAAUAUUCUUUCAUUAGCUGCAGAUAGGUCACUUUCAGAGACAAAUUUAAGACAUUUAUGCCACAAUGUAGUCAUAAAAGAUCAAGGAACAACUGUCGGUAAAGUGGGUAGUGCAAGCUAUUCAUGUCGCUUUAUGCCCACAGUGAACCGCCUUAAACAGGAGUUGAUGAAAGAAACACUUGACGAAGCAGUCAAGAGUUUAGCAUCUGAGAUAUCUAAAGGUAUUUUAGUACACAUCGAAUCUAAAAUACUUGAAGAACUUGAACAAGACUUCAAAAAACUCAAUAUCUCAAUAUCAUCAGAAAUGUUUGAGCAAGUUAAUGUUGUAGUUGUAUCAAUCAUUGUUGUACUGUUUAAUGAACUGAAAACCUUGAUUAUGACUGUGGUUACCUUUUUGGUUACAAUAAUUAUACCGAUUGAUAUAAAUUCCACAUCUUGGAGAAAUAAAGUGGCAGAAGAAAUUUACAACAUUAUUAAAAAGGAAAGAAAUGGGAUACUUGAUAAAACUAUACAAAAAAUCCGUCCCAUCUGCGAGAGAACAGUUGAUGAAUUAAUGAAUGUUUAUAGCAAACUCGAGGAGGGAAAACGUGAUCUACGCCUUGUCCCACAAGAAAGAGAUGUUGAAGAAUGGGGAAAAAAACGUGAUAUAAUGAAAGACGUGUCAAAAUUGAAAGAUUACCCGUCUGUUUUAACCUUCAUUGCUGGUCGUAAAUAUGGUAGCCCCCAUGUAAAGGUGUUCCUCAAAUUUGAAGACGAAAAAGCAAAGUCGUUUUUGAAAUCAAGAAUAAUUCCAUUUGGAACCAGCGUGGAAUUCGUGAAUGUAACUGAGCGUUUUAAUACACUAAGAGAAGAAAAUAUUCAAAGGCAAGAGGAAAAAGAGGGAACUACCACUCUCAGAAAUCCACUGUAUGAAAUACUUGAAAAAGAAGAAGAAAAAAUUUAUGCAAAACAUUCUAGUGUUGUUGCCAUCGAAGCAAAUCAAUCGAAGCUUUAUUUUACUUUGUACUGCCUAGAUAAAUUUUUAAUACCUUUUGGCGAGGAGCCCUUACCAAAUCAACUUAGCGGAUACCCUUGUUUUGUAAAAGAGGACAUUGUCCGAUUAGGCUACUGCGAUGACUGUCGAGAACUAAACCCUGGUUGCAGUAUCGGGUUACCGUGGACACCAAGCACUGGCUCAGUUGGAUUUCUGGCAAGGUCAAAUAACAUUUCUUUACCAGUCACUGGCUUCUUGACUGCAGCUCAUGUUGCGAUUGAGGAGUAUGGGGAAUUGUUUACACAAGAAAUAAGGUUUUCUGAAAGUUACUUUUCUAAUCGUUGGCAUUAUGUAGUUCAUCCUUCGUUGCCGGAUAGUGCCAACAGUACCAUCAUUGGAAAUGUUGUCGAUUCAUUUUGCGGAAAUUAUAAUUCAGUUGGAAUAGAUGCUGCAUUUGUUAAGGUGUAUCAACCAAGAAAAAGAGAACAAGUUGUGAUGAGGACCGCCUCUGAACAUUUACUUUGUUCUAACGGCAAGACAGAAGUAGUGAAAUAUGGGAGAGCAACUCUUAAAACAAAAGGUAUUCUGUACUGCCUAAUGUAUUCCUGUAAAGUGGAUUCACUGGUGAAUGGAUAUAUGAUCCCACGAGUCUUUAGAAAUUGCUACAGCAUUGCAGAUCAGGGCGAGAUUUUCUUCAGGGAAGGCGACUCUGGGUCUGGGGUUUAUUUAAUCGACAGACAUGAAAAUCAAUUGAAGCCUCUUGGAAUUGCAUUUGCUUUCCAUAUUUUUAAUCCAAGAACUGCAGUGUGUAAAAUUAAAACCAUUCUUCAGGUAUUAAACGUCUCUAUAGUGAAGGAUAGAGACUUGGUGGUAGAAGAAGACAUGGACACAUCUUAA